AUGGGUUCGUGUGAUGGGUUGUUACUUUUUCGGAUUGAAUCUGAUUUGUUCUUGUGGAACCCGCUCACCAGGUGUUCGAAGAAAGUCCUGGCUUAUCACCGUGUGGGUGACACUGGCUAUAAUGUUGUUUCUGGGCUUUGUUUUGAUUCCUCGAGGAAUGAGUACAAGGCUGUAAUGGCGCUUGCUCAUGAGAGUCCAGAUUAUGGCACUGAAUUCAUGGUAAUUGGUAGUUUUCGGAGCAAACUUUGGACAUAUAUCCAAUUCCCUUACAGCGUUCGUACUGUGAAACCAGGGCCUGUAUUGAAUGAACAUCUACACUGGUUGGCCUCUAAGAAAAGUUGGGGUCACUUCCUCUCAACCCAUCAAAUCCUUUCCUUUGAUCCACAGAGCGAUAAAUUCAAGAAGGUACCAAUGCCACAGCCUAAGGAUGAAAAUGGAGAUGGAGAUAUUAUACUUGGUUUGAGAGCUCUAGAUGGAUGUCUUUGUAUGACUUGCUUCGACAAUCCUAGAAACUUUGAAGGCAAUGUUGAGGUAUUGGCAAUGAAGGAAUAUGGUAUGAAAAGCUCUUGGACUGUUAUGUUCACGAUAUCAAACUUGGCCGGUGUAUUUUAUUCUUAUCAUUGGUUUGUGCCAUUGUGUUCUACAAAGAAUAAUGAAGUUAUAAUGAACCUCUGCGUAGGGGUGGAUGAAGGAUGUGUAACGGCUUACAAUCCUACUGACAAUUCAAAUAGGGAUAUUCUAAUGGCUACUGAUAAUUACGAUUUCAAUGCAAUUAUGUAUGAGGAAAGUUUGGUGACAUCACCUGAUUACAAUUGGGAAGAGGAAGAGCUGAGUGGGGAAGCAACAUAUUUUGAAAGAUACCUUUCAGGCUCAGUUGGAAAACGGAAAAGGAUAAGGAAUGGUUUUGGGUAA
Camellia sinensis is the source of this 912-nucleotide messenger RNA. The record is from RefSeq and is a predicted model, not a curated record. Lineage: Eukaryota; Viridiplantae; Streptophyta; Magnoliopsida; Ericales; Theaceae.